AUGUCUAGAAAGAGCCAAAAGGCCCAGUUGGGCAGGCAAUACAACCCACUCCAAGCAGGCCUAUGUCCCAACCAGAACCCGGAAAAUGGCACUACAGAUUGUGAUAGCAGUCUCCCAGCAUACUCAGAACUCCCUGCGCCCAUGAACUCGACACCUCCCACUCUAUCCCCACAAUCCUUAACUAUCACGCCGGGCCUCCCUCCCAUAAACUUAUCUCAAUAUUUUAUACCAGACGCCUCAGUUUCCAAGGACGAAACCACAAUCACCAUAUCUUCUACGCACCUCUGCACCAAUGAAUCCGCCCUCACAGACUUCCUCACAACACAAGCGGCUCUUCCGCCACAUCCACAGAUCCAUCUCACCGGCGUCCACGACGUCUACGGCGAGCGCGAAGUAGACUUCGACAUCCACAUCAGUCUGUUCCGAUAUUUGAUUCCGUCAGAGAACCCCCCACUCAACUAUAUCAAAAUUAUCGGACCAGAUGAGCUCGCAUUCCGCGGCGACUCUACCAGGACCAUACUCCCACAUGUUGACGGCGGAUUAAAAGAAUGGGCACGGAGAUUCUGCCACGACUCAUCACCAAGUAAAGAAUUCGUGCUAGAACGAGCAGUCCCAAACUGGAACACUCCCCUCCUAGAAGGCCUGAUCCGCAACCUCCUCGCCUCACUAAAAUACCAAGGCCGAGUGACUAUCGAGUUUCCCAUCACGCAGAGCAAAGUGGUAGUCACGACGCAGCCGCAGGACGGAAGCAUCCUACCUCGUCUUCUGUCACUAGUUCGGGAAACCAAGCGCUACGCCGUGGUGCAGUCUGUAUGGCCGUAUGCGAACGUGGGGACUUCGUCGAUGGAGAGGGACAGGCCGCGCAGAACAUGCGUGGUGCAGAGUGAGGAGGACUGGUGGGAUGUUUGGAGCGAGGGGUUGGCUGCGGCGAUAGUGGAGAAGAGAAGGGGGAAGUUGACGCUGGAGGAUGUGAUGGAUCGAGUAAUGUUGGGGAGAGCGUCGGUUAAGAUUAAGAAGGUGUGGGGGGAGAGUUCAUAG
Molecule: messenger RNA, 1038 nt
Organism: Aspergillus tanneri
Lineage: Eukaryota; Fungi; Ascomycota; Eurotiomycetes; Eurotiales; Aspergillaceae
Exons: 2
Coding region: 1-1038 (345 amino acids)
Source: RefSeq, a predicted model, not a curated record